AGGUGCCCACCGGCUUUCCGAGCUCCGAUGAACGACGUUUUUCUCCUCGCGUCACGCUCUAUUCUGCUGGGAGUCAUCACCCGUUCCCACCGGGCACGCAGGACACCCCAGGCAAGGCGGAACCUUUCCGUUCGUCUGCUCCCGGUUGUGCCGCUCUCGCCGUGGAGGGCAAGUAACUCGAGUUCUGAUCACCUGCCGACAGUCACAACCCAAAGUCGCAGCGGCCGGCGACUCCUCGGUGUUAGGGCUCCAGGGUCUCUGGCCACACGUGCGCCCCUGCACCUCUGUGCUGCACUUUCCUCCCCAGCAGUACCAUGUGCCCACAUCAAAGUUUAUUUGAAGUUUACAAAAUCUCUUUUGCAUAUGUUCAACAGGCAGCAGAGCAGAGGUGGCCUCUCAACACGGCAGCAGCUCCGUAGGUGGCUAUAAAGCCAUCAGAAAAAUCAGAUAAAGCCGUCAGAAACCAUUUCAGGUUGACAUACAAGUGCAGGGCACGUAAAAGUUCUUCUUACUGCUACUGGACUUUCUGCUGCGUCUCCCCUCUGCUCAUCGACUCACACCUGAUCGAACAGAACAGUAAAUGGACACUGAGCUUAUCCUACCUUCCCUUUCCCACUCCCCAAAAACGCCCCGAGGGCACAACAGCAUUUACGGAUUCCCGGACAAUCAAGAAUCUCCAGUAAGGUAUUUUACUGAAUUUUCCCGACAUCUGGGGAAACGAACCCAACGGCCGCUCACUUUUCCGCUCUCGCGCAUUCUUUCACCUCGAUAACGCGGCUCGCGGGCCGGCGGUGACUGCGCUGCUCGGGCUCGCCCGCAGCCACCGCUCCGCAGAGCUGGGCCAAAGGUGGUUCCGGCUGAAGGCGGUGGAGCCGCGGCCCCGCGCCCCGCCCCGCCCAUCCCCUCAUGGCAGAAAGUGACGCAAUGUCAGUCAAGGGGUGCCAUGGCGGUUGCGGGCACUGCGGGGCGGAGUCGUCCCCGGGCGAUUGCUGCUUCCGGCACAGUUUCCGAGGAGCCCCUCGGAAGAGAAGCACCGCGGACCUUAGCACCGGGGACAAGUGUGUCCACACGCCCUCAGCGCGACUGAAACCGUUACCGAUCCCAGCCGUUGUGCGAGCAGAGCUCCGUGCCGGCAGGAAGCUCAUGCCAGUGCCAAAGAUGGCGCCGCCGACCCCGCUAGGCCGCGAGGGACCCGCGCAUCCGGCGUCGCCCGCGUAGCGCCCGGCGGGAAGGCGGCGGGCAGCGCCCUCGGCGGGGGCAGCGCCGCCCUCGGUGGCCAUGGCGGCCUGGCCCGCUGUGCCCCUCCUCGUCAACCUCGGCGGGUCGCUGCUGGGCUUCGCGGCCACGCUCACGCUGAUCCCGGCGUUCACGGAGCACUUCCUCGCCGCUCGGCUCUUCGGGGAGGACCUCAACAAGACCUCGAGACGGCCCGUCCCCGAAGCACAGGGCGUGAUUAGCGGUGCCGUGUUCCUGAUCAUCCUCUUCUGCUUCAUCCCCGUGCCCUUCCUGAGAUGUUUUGUGGAGGAGCAGUGCGCAGCCUUUCCUCACAACGAGUUCGUGGAGCUCAUCGGUUCGCUCCUUGCCAUCUGCUGCAUGAUUUUCCUGGGCUUUGCAGAUGAUGUUCUGAACCUGCGUUGGCGCCACAAGUUGCUUCUUCCUACCAUGGCUUCCCUCCCACUGCUCAUGGUUUACUUCACCAACUUUGGGAACACGACCAUUGUGGUGCCUAAGCCCUUGCGGGUGCUGCUAGGCAUGCACUUGGACCUAGGUAUCCUCUACUACGUGUACAUGGGUAUGCUAGCAGUGUUCUGCACUAAUGCCAUCAACAUUCUCGCCGGAAUUAAUGGAAUUGAAGCAGGACAGUCGCUGGUGAUAGCUGCUUCCAUUAUCAUAUUCAAUAUUGUAGAGUUAAAUGGGGAUUAUCGAGAUGAUCACAUUUUUUCUCUCUACUUCAUGAUUCCGUUUUUUUUUACCACACUGGGCCUAUUUUACCACAACUGGUACCCAGCCCGAGUGUUUGUUGGGGACACUUUCUGCUACUUUGCUGGCAUGACCUUUGCUGUGGUGGGGAUCUUGGGACACUUCAGCAAAACAAUGCUGCUUUUUUUCAUCCCUCAAGUACUCAACUUCCUUUAUUCGUUGCCUCAACUCUUCCACAUCAUUCCUUGUCCCCGUCACCGGCUACCAAGGCUUAAUCCUGGUACAGGGAAGUUGGAGAUGAGCUAUUCCAAAUUCAAAAGUAAGAGCCUGUCUGCCAUGGGAACAAAUAUUCUGAAGGUAGUCAAGAUCUUGCACAUAGUAGAUGUGAAGAGUGGAACAGAUGAAGAUGGCGAAUACACUGAAUGCAAUAAUAUGACACUUAUUAAUUUUGUCAUAAAGCUGAUCGGACCCACCCAUGAGCGAAAUCUCACUCUCCUGUUGCUACUUAUUCAGGUUCUUGGCAGCACGAUUGCAUUUUCGAUCCGGUACCAACUAGUGCGCUUGUUUUACGAUGUCUGACUGGACUGUCAGGAGCAAGGGAAAGAGUUCUACCUGCCAGUCUAUUUUCUCCAGUUGCUUGACCAAAUGAUUGAACUGAUCUUACUCCUGCCCUCUGAGAACCUCAGAAUACCUGUCAAAAUACAAGCAACUGCUUUGUGUGGGCUAGUUUUGAACCAGGAUGUUUUUUAUUCACAAAGGCUUUUGUCCAGUUCUAUGAUGGAAAAGAUUCACUGCUAUUUGAACAUCAUUGUUAUUAGGAAUAUCUUUUAGAGGGGAACCAAAUGACUGCACUUAGGGAAAGUGGGAAAGAUGGAAGCUCUAUACAUCUAAGAAAGACAUCACUAUUCACCAAGAGCAGAAACAGCAACUUUAAUUUCUGUGAGCAGAAUAAGUAAACCAGACUCCGCUCCUGGCUUCUCCAAUUCCGUUUUUGUCCAUAGACAUAGAAUGACAUGUGAGAACCCAUACCUAAAACUCAGAGUGCUCCAAGAAUAAAAUAAUUAAUGGUA
Molecule: messenger RNA, 2990 nt
Organism: Oenanthe melanoleuca
Lineage: Eukaryota; Metazoa; Chordata; Aves; Passeriformes; Muscicapidae
Gene: DPAGT1
Product: dolichyl-phosphate N-acetylglucosaminephosphotransferase 1
Exons: 9
Coding region: 1279-2499 (406 amino acids)
Biological process (GO): protein N-linked glycosylation; dolichol-linked oligosaccharide biosynthetic process
Cellular component (GO): membrane
Molecular function (GO): UDP-N-acetylglucosamine-dolichyl-phosphate N-acetylglucosaminephosphotransferase activity
Source: RefSeq, a predicted model, not a curated record